Molecule: messenger RNA, 602 nt
Organism: Vanessa tameamea
Lineage: Eukaryota; Metazoa; Arthropoda; Insecta; Lepidoptera; Nymphalidae
Product: 10 kDa heat shock protein, mitochondrial
Exons: 1
Coding region: 141-452 (103 amino acids)
Cellular component (GO): mitochondrial matrix
Molecular function (GO): protein folding chaperone; protein-folding chaperone binding; metal ion binding
Source: RefSeq, a predicted model, not a curated record
CAUGGAAUUCUGAUCUUCGGUAAAAUUCGUGCAUAUCGCCGGUAGAGUCACGAAUAUUCUAGAUUUCUAGAUAACAAGCAAUUUGAAAAUCUACAUUCUUAUUUCAUUUGUCUCACGACUUGACAGACAUAAUCCAAAAAAUGGCCAACGCUGUGAAGAAAUUAAUUCCGCUGCUCGACAGAGUUCUUAUUAAGAGAGCAGAAGCAGUUACAAAAACGGCGGGCGGUAUCGUAAUUCCAGAAAAGGCGCAGUCCAAGGUACUUCAUGGAGAAGUGGUCGCAGUAGGCAACGGGUCAAGAAAAGAUAAUGGAGAGUUCAUCCCCGUGCUUGUGAAAGUAGGUGACAAAGUUCUUCUACCAGAAUACGGCGGCACCAAAGUUAGUCUAGAAAACGACGAAAAGGAAUACCAUCUCUUCAGAGAAUCUGACAUUUUGGCGAAGAUUGAAAAUUAAAUUUAGUGCUAGUCUUUAUUUUAUGCGGUUUCGAAUUAAUUGGUUAGUUAGUACAUUGUAGUGUAUGAACAUGAUGUGAUUGUGUAAUAUGUUCAAUUCUGUGGAGCAUGAUGUUAUCUUCUUUGCAUUUAUUAUAACAUUGUUAUAAAA